This is a messenger RNA of Pistacia vera, 474 nucleotides long. RefSeq lists its product as uncharacterized. The record is from RefSeq and is a predicted model, not a curated record. The transcript has a single exon. NCBI's taxonomy places the organism in Eukaryota, Viridiplantae, Streptophyta, Magnoliopsida, Sapindales, Anacardiaceae. Bases 1 to 474 code for a protein of 157 amino acids.
AUGUGGAUUGCACUUGAAAAAGAAUUUCUUACAGAAUCUAGAACUAAAACUGUGCACAUUAAGAGUUUGCUGCAAAACACUAAGAAAGAUAAUCUUAGUAUCCAUGAAUAUUUUGUAAAGAUGAAAGGAUUUGCUGAAAUAUUGUUAGCUAGUGGAAUUCUAAUCUCUGAUGAAGAACUAAUGAACUACAUUUUUUAUGGUUUAAGUUCUGAAUAUGAUGCCGCUAUAGUAAAUAUUGCUACAAGAUUGGAGUCUAGGAUAGAUCCUAUCUAUGUUCAGGAAGCACAAAUUAUUUUGCAAAAAUAUGAGUUGAGGUUGGAAAGAGCAAAUCUAGUUGCAAAUUCAGUUGUCAACACUGAGUUUCAUGGAGGUUCAAUUCAUCUUGCUAAUCUCACUACUGAUACAACUCAAACAAAAUAUCAGAGUGAACAUUCCUUGCUUAAUAUGGGACAACAUCAGUUUUCACCCAUAUAG